Molecule: messenger RNA, 1330 nt
Organism: Filobasidium floriforme
Lineage: Eukaryota; Fungi; Basidiomycota; Tremellomycetes; Filobasidiales; Filobasidiaceae
Exons: 8
Coding region: 229-1182 (317 amino acids)
Cellular component (GO): intracellular anatomical structure
Molecular function (GO): oxidoreductase activity, acting on NAD(P)H, oxygen as acceptor
Source: RefSeq, a predicted model, not a curated record
UGAUAUAGUGAACAGUGUGUGUGCCGAGACUUGCACACGACCUUGGGGCGGAAGCGGAUUGCGUCAUCACCCUUCCAGCGCUGUGAUGAGAUACGACCUCGUUCUUCUUGCUCGUACUCUUGAUCCCACCACUCCAGCCAUUCCUUAUUCCCUUGUAAUAUCAGGAGCAACACCUGGGCAGACGUACAGUUACCAACUGAGCUUCACUUGUGUCAGCUCUUUUCCAUCAUGUCUAACAACGCUUCGAUCAUCCACAAGGGUGCAUGUGCGGUCGUGACCGGCGCAGCCUCGGGCAUCGGUCUCGCCGCAUCGAAACACUUUGCCUCGGCCGGCAUGCACGUCGUCAUGGUGGACAUCAACACGAAGCUCUUGGAGACUUCUGCUCAGGAAGUCAAGUCCAUCACUGGUGCUGGGGAUGUCUCGCCCAUCACCACGGAUGUUAGCAAAUUUGACGAGGUGAUCAAGCUCAAGGAAAAAGUUCUCGACUUGCACGGGGAGAUUGCCAUCUUGAUGAACAACGCGGCCUUGUUGACGAAAACUGCUCCGGCAUUCUCGCUCACGGAGCCCGUUGCCAAUGUUCACCAGACUUGGGAAGACAUCAUGUCGGUCAACUUUGGCGGAGUCCUCAACGGGACCCAGAUUUUCGCCCCCGUCAUGGCCCACCAAGAGAACCCCUCGGUCAUCAUCAACACCGGUUCGAAACAAGGAAUCACGUGCCCGCCUGGCAACGCUGCCUACAACGCUUCGAAAUCUGCCGUCAAGACCUUGACGGAGCAGUUGGCUCACGAGUUGCGAAACCUGCCCGACAGCAAAUGUAGCUCUCACCUCUUUGUCCCCGGUUGGGUGCACACCGGUGAACGAGGUCGAACUCAGCCCAAGCCGGAUGGAGCUUGGACUCCCGAAGAGACCGUAGCCUACAUGCUGGACAGGCUCUCUCGAGGUGACUUUUAUAUCAUCUGCCCGGACAACGAUGUGACGUCGGACCUCGACAAGCUCCGGAUUGCCUGGUCCCUUGGCGACGUCGUCGAUAACCGUCCGGCUCUUUCGCGCUGGCACAACGACUACAAGGCUCAUUUCGACGACUAUAUCAAGAAUGGCCUCAGGGAAAGACGUGCCGAUCGAAGCAGGAGUAGGGGAAGGUUGAACACGACUGAUCCCAGCCCUUUGCACGACAACGUUUGAGGCGAUACGGUUGCGCGGCCAUAGGUCUUUGAGUUGUAUCUGAAGCAAGAGCAUCAGCGAGGGCAGGGAGUUUCAGCCUUGCUCUACAUCAAGAUAUAGGAAUGACAUAGGAAACGAUAUGAAGAAGUGCUCAUCGCCUCGAUCAAGC